Molecule: messenger RNA, 756 nt
Organism: Colletotrichum spaethianum
Lineage: Eukaryota; Fungi; Ascomycota; Sordariomycetes; Glomerellales; Glomerellaceae
Product: MFS transporter prlL
Exons: 3
Coding region: 1-756 (251 amino acids)
Biological process (GO): transmembrane transport
Cellular component (GO): membrane
Molecular function (GO): transmembrane transporter activity
Source: RefSeq, a predicted model, not a curated record
AUGUUCAGCGGAAACGCUCUGAGUCCCAUCCUUGCGUCGGGCAUUUUGAAGCUCGAGGGUGAACGAGGUCUAAGGGGCUGGCAAUGGCUUUUCCUGAUCGAGGGUGUUUUCACAAUCUUCGUCGGGCUGUCGCUCCUCUUCCUCCUCCCAGGCUCCCCCGACACACCGGACCCGCUACUGAGCCCCGGGGUCGUCCGCUUCAAAGGCUCAGAAAGAGCAAUUCUGCAAAAACGUCUUGAGAUCGACGAUGAAGAGAAGAGAGGAGGUGCCCAAGGAAUGCAAAUUCCCCUGAAGCUCGUAUGGAAGACCAUCUUGCACUGGCAACGUUGGCCACAUUUCCUUAGCAGCUUCGCAGUAUUCUCCACGUGGAGUCCGCUGACGACUUAUACUCCGACUAUCAUCAUGUGGGUCACUAUCAAGUUCACAAGCCAGGGCCAAAUGAACCUCGGCUUCAACCGCAUCCAAGCAAACGCCCUCGCUGCGGUUGGCGCGUCUCUUGCCCUCGUUGUCGUCUUCAUCUUCGCUUACAUCAGCGACAAGACCAAUAAACGCGGAUUCUCUGUCAUUGGCGCUCAAGCAUGCUACCUAGUCGUUCUCAUCGUGGCGCGAACGGUACACCCUCACGUCGGGAAAUGGUCUCGUUGGGGCCUCUGGACGGCCGUGAACAGUUUUGCUGUGGGAUACCACCCGGUCAACAACUCAUGGGUGCAACUCAACUGCCGCGAACCCGGGGAGAGAAGUAUCAGUAUUGCGUAG